CAAUCAUCAUUGCAAAUUCGGAUAGUGUGUGUAGAGACAAUAACAAGAGUGGUUUGAAAUUUCGGCGUAGUAUCCAAAAAUAGCAAGUUAUUGCUGUAACCUUAAAGAAUUAUUUAAUAUUUUAUUUGGUGCUGUUUAAGAAAAAAAAUAUCGUAAUGAGCGUGUAAGAUGAACGCAUUGCGUAACAUCUUUAGCACGCGCACACUCAACUUACUACGACAGAAUGGGCAAAAUGCGCUCCUUAACUUAACACAACAACAGCCUGUAGAGGAUGCAGCCACAUCUGCACCUUUAAUUGGGAAUGAUAAUAAUACAAAACCUGCUCCGCUACUCAUACCGAAAUCCAUACUCGAUGCAACCACAUUUACGGGCAAGAAAUUUGCAGCAAAUGGAGCAUCCUCGGGUUCGGUGUCGCCAACCACAUUGAAGAACUAUCGGCGCAUGCAGCGCAAAGUGGAAUUAGUCUAUCGUUGCAAACUGUGCAACACACGGAACAGUAAAACUGUGACGGAAGCUGCAUACACCAGUGGAAUUGUCAUAUUGCAAUGCGAUGGUUGCGGCGUCAACCAUUUGAUUUGCGACAACGUAGGUUGGUUUGCGGAUACAAAGUCCAAGGGCAAGACAUUUGACGAAAUGCUAGCCGAGCAAGGCAAUCGUGUAAAGGUCAUUAAAGUCAACGAACGUGGCGAACUGAUCUAGUCCUUAAAUUUGUUAUUUUGUUAUUUGCAUUUUUGUACUCACGGAAAUGUGAAAAUGUUUUAAUAAAAACAACGCAUAAGCAAUGAACAUAAACA
Molecule: messenger RNA, 794 nt
Organism: Teleopsis dalmanni
Lineage: Eukaryota; Metazoa; Arthropoda; Insecta; Diptera; Diopsidae
Exons: 1
Coding region: 169-699 (176 amino acids)
Biological process (GO): protein stabilization; protein folding; protein import into mitochondrial matrix
Cellular component (GO): mitochondrion
Molecular function (GO): zinc ion binding; protein-folding chaperone binding
Source: RefSeq, a predicted model, not a curated record